CUGGCCCCGCACUCGCUUACAUUUCGCGAGAUUUUAGCUUGGCGCCGUGACCCCCAUGUGAGAACAGCAGCUCCUAGUAAACACUCCCAGAGCAGCAGCAGCUCCGACAUGGCCGCCCAGCGCCGAGCACACCGCGGUUAGACAACAAUAAUAAUAAUAAUAGCAGCAGCAGCAGCAGCAGCAGCAGCAGCGAUCAGUGUCAGCACCCGAUCUCCCGGUGCAGCGCCGUGUAUUUGUGACUGUCCACUCUCUUUGUUGUGCUGCUGCGCUGGGCUGUCACCGCCGGCUCGGGUGCAUUACCCAGGAGCAGCGACUACAGUAGUAAUAAUAGUAAUAGUACUGCGGCUGCUGCGAGGGGCCGGGGCAGUCACAGUGCUGUGUAUUGUGUAUUGUGCUCAGCAGCUCGUACAAGAUGUGGAUCCAGGUGAGGACCAUAGAUGGCACCGAGACCCACACCAUAGAUGACCUGUCCCGUCUCACCAAGAUAGAGGGAUUGAGGUUAAAGAUCCAGGAGAGUUUUAAUGUGACCCCGGACAGGCAGCGGCUCUUCUACCGGGGCAAACAGCUUGAAGAUGGACAUACUCUUUUUGACUACAACGUUGGAUUGAAUGACAUUGUCCAACUACUAAUCCGUUCACAGUCUGAUGAUGCUGUUCCUUCCAUGAAGAAAAAGGAUGCAGAUGGGAAAGGCCACCUAAAUUCUGCAAAUAAGCACAAAUCGCGAGCCAGUGCUCCUUCUGUUCAGCCAUCUACUUCCGCCCGAGCCUUCCUCAUUGAUCCAGGCAUUGGAAUUUACAAGAUCAACGAACUUGUGGAUGUACGCGAUGUAAGCAUUGGAUCGUGGUUUGAGGCGCACGUUGAAAAUGUUACCAGAGCCACAAAAGGACAUAAGAAUGGCAAGGCUCAAGUUAAAGGUGGCAACUCUUACAAAGGGACUAAUGGAAGUUUGAGUCCGGAACACUCCAGGGAGCACUCCCAUGUUUCUGAUUCCACCCCUUCUACUUCUUACUCCGACUAUGUGGAUGAUGAAGAUGUAACUUAUUUUAUAAAAUAUGACGAUUAUCCAGAAAAUGGAAUUGUAGAAAUUGCAACCUGCAACAUGCGUCCCAGAGCACGAACCAUAUUAAAGUGGGGUGACCUCAGCGUGGGUGAUGUUGUAAUGGUGAACUACAACAUUGAAACUCCAGAGGAGCGUGGUUUCUGGUUUGAUGCAGAAAUUACAAACUUAAAGGAAAUGUCAAGAACGAACAAAGAAGUGUAUGUCAAGAUUUUAUUGGGGGCUGCUGGUGAUGCUAUUAAUGACUGUAAGGUUACUUUUCUUGAAGAAAUAUACAAGAUAGAAAAGCCUGGAGCAUAUCCUUUGUCAUCUGGUGAUGGAGAUUUUAAAAGAAAAAGUGGCCCAGAAUGUAAGCACUGCAAAGCAGACCCAGAUUCAGAAUGCAGGUUCUGCUCUUGUUACUUGUGUGGGGGAAAGCAGGAUGCCCACAUGCAGCUUCUGUGUGAUGAAUGCAACAUGGCUUAUCACAUAUACUGCCUGAAUCCCCCAUUACCCAAGAUACCAGAAGAUGAGGAUUGGUAUUGCCCUUCAUGUAAGAAUGAUUCAACAGAAGUAGUGAAGGCGGGUGAAAAACUGAAACAGAGCAAAAAGAAAGCAAAGAUGCCGUCAGCUAGCACUGAGAGCCAGAGAGACUGGGGCAAGGGAAUGGCCUGCGUUGGCCGCACAAAAGAAUGCACUAUCGUCCCUUCCAAUCAUUAUGGGCCCAUCCCUGGUGUUCCGGUAGGAGCAGCAUGGAAAUUUAGAGUGCAGGUGAGUGAGGCAGGCGUCCAUCGUCCCCAUGUUGGUGGGAUUCAUGGGCGCAGCAAUGAUGGAUCAUACUCUCUUGUACUAGCUGGGGGAUUUGAAGAUGAAGUGGACCGAGGGGAUGAGUUCACAUACACAGGAAGUGGUGGUCGAGAUCUGUCUGGCAACAAACGAAUUGGAGAACACUCAUUUGAUCAAACAUUGACUCAUAUGAACAGGGCCCUGGCCCUAAACUGUGAUGCAGCCCUGAAUGAUAAGGAUGGAGCAGAGUCUAAAAACUGGAGAGCCGGAAAGCCAGUCCGGGUGGUUCGUAGUUCAAAGGGACGUAGAAUCAGCAAAUAUGCCCCUGAAGAUGGCAACAGAUAUGAUGGCAUUUACAAGGUGGUGAAAUAUUGGCCUGAAAUAGGCAAGUGUGGCUUUCUUGUGUGGCGCUACCUCUUGCGGAGAGAUGACGUGGAACCUGCUCCUUGGACAGCAGAGGGCAUAGAGCGCUCACAGAAGCUUGGACUAACCUUGCAGUUCCCAGAGGGAUAUUUGGAAGCCAUGGCUAACAAGGAGAAAAAGGACAAGGUUAAGAAGCAGCCUGUAAAAUCUGAGCCUAGCAGCCCAGUCUAUCCUGUGACUCCGAAUGUGCAGAGCAUUGCUGAAAGUCAGAGCAAGCCGAGUAGCCCAGAGCAACACAGCCAUGCCACUCGUAACAGCGCCAAGGACUGCAGCACCCAAAGCAAUGGAAACCCAAAAAGACCCAUUGAAGAAGAUGAGGAGCAAGAGGUGCAGCCAUCCAAAUCUUUAAAGCUAUCGGAAGAAGCACGAGGGGAAACGUUUCAGCUCACACAACAGCAACAUUGGCUGAUUAGGGAGGACUCUUUGAAUCAGAAGCUGUGGGACGAGGUUCUCUCUUCCAUCAAGGAAGGUCCUAAAUUCCUGAAGAAGGUUGAGCAAACAUUCAUGUGUAUUUGCUGCCAGGAGUUAGUUUAUCAACCAGUUACGACAGCAUGCCUCCACAAUGUGUGCAAAAGCUGCUUGCAACGUUCCUUCCGAGCUGAAGUCUACACCUGUCCGGCCUGUCGCUAUGACCUUGGAAAGACUUACACUAUGGUUCCUAAUAAGGUCUUGCAGACACUGCUUGAGCAGUUUUUUCCUGGCUACAGCAAAGGGCGGUGAUUUGCCGUGCUCCCAGAGCACCUCCCUUUUUUUGACUUUUUAUAAGUAAACAGACUUGUCAAAUCACAACAAGGAUAGUGGACCAACAGGCACCAAGGAACUCAUUAUAUCAAACCCCUUCUAUCCCUUUGUCAGCAUGACUUCAGUUCUUGUAUCAGAAUCCAAGGUAGUUUGCCUCCCAAGGCAACAGAUUUGGAAGGAACCCUUAUAACAUACUGGCCAUUACAUCUAAAUCCUGCUUGUUUUCAUUUAACUACCUCAGGAUAAAGAAGAAUACAUGAGGGCAUAGAGACAAACAAAUCGCUUGGUCAUCUGAUAUUCAACAACACAACACACUGCCUCUGGAAUUUGAAGUCGUGUUUAAUCCAUGUGUAUUUUCCAGUGCCAGGAGGACCCACAGUGUGUUGCAGAGCUAAGGCUUGUAGAUUCCUUUCAGAACUGAAGGGCACUGACAGCACUUAGAUACAAAGAGAUUUGUUAGGUUAAAGAUUCAUUUGUUUCUUUCCAUCCUGUUUCCUUUUUAGGGUGUUUUUUUUUUUUUUCAUCCACCUUUUUUCUUUUCUUUUGCAGAGCUUAUUUACACUUAAUUACCGUGAGCUUCUUUCUGCUUCAUAAUUUGUACCUUUCGCAAGUUGACUACUAAUUACUAAUGAGAACAAUAUGUAUGCAUUGUUGCUACAUUAGUGUAAUGUGAUCUGUGUUUUUUGCCUUUUAUAUUUCCUUUUUCUUUUAGAGGUAAUCAAGAUACACUAGCUUUGUGAUUUUUUUUUUUUCUUUUUCUACACACCUUGUCACUUCUAUAUUCGUUUAUAAAAAACUGCUUCAGUAGAGCUGUGUAUCGGAGGCAAUACAGUUCUGCAGAGCAUUGCAAAUGGGUGACAGUGAUAGCUCGGAGAGGGUCUUGCUUCCUAAUGUGAUCUCAGAUUUUAUACACAGUAUAUUCCCUAAAAAUGUACCUUAUUAAAUAUUUUAUUCUGAAA
Pseudophryne corroboree (corroboree frog) is the source of this 3945-nucleotide messenger RNA. RefSeq names its product ubiquitin like with PHD and ring finger domains 2 (gene UHRF2). Gene Ontology annotation, molecular function: ubiquitin protein ligase activity; protein binding. Bases 413 to 2965 code for a protein of 850 amino acids. The record is from RefSeq and is a predicted model, not a curated record. Gene Ontology annotation, biological process: protein ubiquitination; negative regulation of gene expression via chromosomal CpG island methylation. Lineage: Eukaryota; Metazoa; Chordata; Amphibia; Anura; Myobatrachidae. The transcript has 16 exons.